GAGCCUCGGCUCAAGCACUUCACGGAAGCUUGUGGCUGAAAACUGGCCACACCAUCUCUACGCCAAAGAGGUGGCAACUGAGCGUCUCGGCUACUGUAGCUGUAGCUGCUGCGGCCACUUAGCUGCUUCGGCUUUUGGUGGCUGCUUUGGCCACAAGUAUGCCACCGCGGCAUCGACCAAUGUCAGAUCAGCUGGAAAGGGCCGGAUCUUAGCCACAUAG
Cladocopium goreaui is the source of this 220-nucleotide messenger RNA. The record is from the annotation of a GenBank genome assembly. NCBI's taxonomy places the organism in Eukaryota, Dinophyceae, Suessiales, Symbiodiniaceae.